AUGGAUCUUCCUAUUAUUAAAGUUCAAUUUCCUCCGCAGGUUAUUGUUGAGGAAAUAGUGCGAAAACAAUUAAAUAAUAACCAUCAAAAAUGCAAACCAUACAAAAAUGGUCCUAUUGCUACUUAUGGCAAUAUUUCUCCUUACACUUCUUCCCAUUCUCCUUCCCUAUUAAAUGAUCAAUCUUCUCAGAAUUAUGUCAAUACAAAUGAAGAUGAAUUUAUUAAUUCUAUUAAUACCAAUAAAAACAUUUCUCUCAAUAAUUAUUCUCUUUAUUCUUCUCUUACUCCAUUAUCGGGUCAACCUUCUCCAUAUUUUAAUCAUGUCAAUGCAAAUGAAGAUAAAUUUAUUAGUCCUAUUGCUAUUAAUGACAAUAUUUAUUCUUACACUUCUUCCCAUUCUCCUCUUACUUCAUUAUUAAAUCAACCUCCUCAGAAUUGUGUCAAUAUAAAUGAAAAUGAAUUUAUUUGUUCUAUUGCUGCUGGUGGCAAUAUUUCUCUUAACAAUUAUUCUCCUCAUUCAUCUCUUAUUCCAUUAUCGGGUCAACCUUCUCAAUAUCUUGUACCUGGAGACUUUUAUUCUGUUAACAGUAAAGCACUUUCGAGUGGUGUUUAUCCUGUAUCUGCAGUUCAAGCCGAUAAAGAAAUUAUGUUAU
Diversispora eburnea is the source of this 652-nucleotide messenger RNA. The record is from the annotation of a GenBank genome assembly. Lineage: Eukaryota; Fungi; Glomeromycota; Glomeromycetes; Diversisporales; Diversisporaceae.